CAGGGUUUUAACUGGGAGUCAUGGAGGAAGCAAGGGGGGUGGUACAACUUCCUGAAGGGCCAGGUGCCUGAUAUAGCCAGAGCUGGAGUUACCCUCGUCUGGCUACCUCCGCCAUCCCACUCCGUCUCCGAACAAGGUUACAUGCCCGGCCGGCUGUAUGAUCUUAGCGCAUCCAAGUACGGAACCCGGGAUGAACUCAAGUCACUGAUCACCGCGUUCCACGCGAAAGGGAUCGAAUGUGUCGCCGACAUCGUUAUCAACCACCGCUGCGCCGACCGCAAGGAUGAGAGAGGAAUAUACUGCAUGUUCGAAGGGGGGAGCAGGGAAGGCCGCCUCGACUGGGGGCCGCACAUGAUCUGCAGCGACGACACCCAGUACUCGGAUGGAACCGGAAACCCCGACACCGGCGCCGACUUCGCCGCCGCGCCCGACAUCGACCACCUCAACCCGCAGGUCCAGCGCGAGCUUACGGACUGGCUGAACUGGCUCGAGACUGACAUCGGCUUCGACGGCUGGAGGCUUGAUUUUGCCAGGGGAUACUCGCCGAACAUCACGAAGACGUACCUGAGCCAAACCAGACCCGCCUUCGUGGUGGGGGAGCUGUGGAGCUCCUUGACUUACGGACGAGAUGGAAAGCCUGCCUACGACCAAGAUGGCAGCCGCCAGGAGCUGGUCAACUGGGUUAGUGACGUCGGCGGCCCGGCGACGACGUUCGAUUUCACCACCAAGGGUGUACUGCAAGCCGCGGUGCAAGGCGAGCUGUGGAGGCUGCGCGAUCGCCAAGGUAAGGCGUCGGGGAUGAUCGGCUGGUGGCCGGAAAAGGCAGUCACGUUCGUGGACAACCAUGAUACUGGUUCGACGCAGAAGAUGUGGCCUUUCCCUCCCGAGAGGGUCAUGGAAGGCUAUGCCUACAUUCUGACACACCCAGGGGUUCCCACCAUCUUCUAUGAUCAUUUGUUUGACUGGGGGCUGAAGGAAGAGAUCACUGGGCUGGCCGCCAUCAGGACUCGGAACGGGAUUCGUCCAGGGAGCACGCUGCGUAUCCUGGUCGCUGACGCUGAUCUUUACAUGGCUGUGAUCGAUGAGAAAGUUGCGGUGAAGAUAGGCCCGAGAUAUGAGGUUGGGAAUCUCGUUACUGCCGACUUCCAUGUAGUUGCUUCUGGCAAAGAGUUGUGUGUCUGGGAAAAGUGGUUGACUCAUUGAUGGAAGGCAAAGAGCAGUGUGUGUGUCUCUUUAAGUUGCUCCUUUUUCUGUGAUGCCACAAAUAGGUUAACAUG
This is a messenger RNA of Musa acuminata AAA Group (dessert banana), 1277 nucleotides long. Its product is annotated as alpha-amylase isozyme 3D. Bases 142 to 1203 code for a protein of 353 amino acids. Gene Ontology annotation, biological process: carbohydrate metabolic process. The transcript has 3 exons. Gene Ontology annotation, molecular function: calcium ion binding; alpha-amylase activity. The record is from RefSeq and is a predicted model, not a curated record. Lineage: Eukaryota; Viridiplantae; Streptophyta; Magnoliopsida; Zingiberales; Musaceae.